GCAAGAUGUGGAAGAAGCAUCCCUCCAAGAGAAGAAAUCAUAUUUGUUUGUUUUUUUUCUAUGUUAUGUCAUCUGUAAAUAAUUCUAAUCACAUUUUGUUACAAUAAUAAAAAUGGGCUAUUGGCUUUUGUGUCAAUUUACACCAUGUUUCAUCACUUUUUGGUGUUGAAAAAACCUCCCUUUUAGACGAUGACAAAGCUUGUAACUGUGAAGGCUUGAACUCGCCCAUUAAACCUGAUUCGUGAGUCACGUUGACAGUGACGAACAACUUCUAAAUUAGAAUUGACCUGUACACCCUGUGCUAUUCUGAAAUAAAGAUGUCAUGGUCCAACAAAUGAAAAAUCUGGGUUAUUUGAAAAUCAGAAGGAAACAAGACUGAUGGGUGUUGGUUGAUGUUUCUCCUUCUGGUAAAAUAUUUUUUUUUGUGUAAAAUGACUUACUUUAACCAGGAUCCCUCGCCAUACCAUAGCCAAAGGUAGAACUGUGGUUGUCUUGAUGCAGUAAAUGCUUGCUGGCGGGGACUUGGUGCUUCCUUACAAGCUCUCAUCUGCUAUGGUGUGUUGGAUCAUCUUUCUGCCAUUCAUUUUGCAACGGCUGCCUUCCACCUUGCCAAUUGGUCCUUUUUGGUCUGGUUGUGGCACUGCCACAUGCUCCUCUGGUUAAGAUAAGGGGCACCUCCCACAGACAUCUUGGCCAAGGACUAUGCAGAGGAUACAACUGCGCCUGCCUGUGAAUAUUUUCAGUUAUUGAGGUCAGGCAUGCAAUUGAUCGCAGUUGAACUUUUCAGGUUGUCUUGAGAGACUUUUUGCCUCUUACCUGAGCAGCCAUUAGUUCAUACUUCAAAGGUAUCCCUUGCAACUGCACGAACUCUCCUUGUGCUUGUCUCUGCCACUCCAAGGCAGCGGGUAGCCCACAUCCGGGUAUUCUGUCGAGAUGGUCAUGGCGGAGGGCACUGCAGUUCUCAGGAGGAAUCGGCCUGGAACCAAGGCAAAGGAUUUCUACAACUGGCCGGAUGAGUCAUUUGAGGAGAUGGACAGCACCCUGGCUGUUCAACAGUACAUUCAGCAGAACAUCCGAUUGGAUUGCUCCAAUAUCGACAAAAUCCUGGAACCACCCGAGGGUCAAGAUGAGGGAGUGUGGAAAUACGAGCACCUCAGGCAGUUCUGCUUGGAGCUCAAUGGACUAGCGGUCAAACUGCAGAGCGAAUGUCAUCCAGACACAUGCACCCAGAUGACAGCCACCGAGCAGUGGAUCUUUUUAUGCGCCGCCCACAAGACCCCCAAAGAGUGCCCUGCCAUCGACUACACCAGGCACACACUGGACGGAGCGGCCUGUCUUCUCAAUAGCAACAAAUACUUCCCAAGCAGGGUGAGCAUUAAGGAGUCUUCGGUUGCAAAGCUGGGUUCGGUGUGUCGCCGCAUUUAUAGGAUAUUCUCUCACGCCUACUUCCACCACCGCCAGAUAUUUGACAAAUAUGAGAAUGAAACAUUCCUGUGUCACCGCUUUACGCGUUUCGUGAUGAAGUACAACCUCAUGUCCAAGGACAACCUGAUCGUGCCCAUCUUGGAGGAGGAGGUGCAGAACACCUCGUCGGCCGGCGAGAGCGAGGCCUGAGGGAGACGCACGUGAACAUGCCCACGCACACGUCUACCACACACUACUGUACAGUGUACUAAGACCUCCCGGCCCGCACCUUGUUCCUUCAUUGUCAACUUUGUCGAACAUAAAAGGAAACCUGCGGGACAAUUUAA
Syngnathoides biaculeatus (alligator pipefish) is the source of this 1751-nucleotide messenger RNA. RefSeq names its product MOB-like protein phocein. NCBI's taxonomy places the organism in Eukaryota, Metazoa, Chordata, Actinopteri, Syngnathiformes, Syngnathidae. The record is from RefSeq and is a predicted model, not a curated record. The coding region runs from base 934 to 1614 and encodes 226 amino acids. Gene Ontology annotation, cellular component: cytoplasm; mitochondrial matrix. The transcript has 9 exons. Gene Ontology annotation, molecular function: protein-folding chaperone binding; metal ion binding; protein folding chaperone.